Molecule: messenger RNA, 2106 nt
Organism: Pelodiscus sinensis (Chinese soft-shelled turtle)
Lineage: Eukaryota; Metazoa; Chordata; Testudines; Trionychidae
Gene: PDGFRL
Product: platelet derived growth factor receptor like
Source: RefSeq, a predicted model, not a curated record
CCCAGCCCGCGGACCGCAAGGCUCGUCGUGAAUGUCCGGGGCGGGAAAUGCCCGGCCUGACGCAGGCCGCUGCGAGAAGCUGGGGACGAGGAGCCCGUGCAAGCGAGCAGUGGGGCCCGGGCUGCGCUAACCGGGGCCCAGACCUGACCCGGGGGCUUCCAGCGGCGUUCGGGAGAACAUCGAGGCUCCGGCGGCGGCCGCGGGUGCCCGUCUCUGCCCGGCUGCCUCGCGCGCCUGCCCCAGGGUGUGGCGGGCUAAGUGCCCAGCAGCUCGCUCGGCGCAGGGACAGCGGGCUCCAGCGAGCUCCUCCUACGGCUCUAGUCCGCCCUCCCCCCCCGCCCUGGGAGCUUGCGGCGGACUCUCCAUUCCCGCUUCCCUGGCGCGCCGGGCAGGGCAGGAGCAUCGCCGCCUUCCCGCCUGAGCCUCCGCCCGCGGCUGCUCCGAGAGAGAUGAGGCCGUGGGUGCUGCUCAGCCUCCUGCUGCUGCACGAAACGCUGCAGAAUGUUACUGGACAACCAGCAAAGAGUAAGCGUCCAAAGGAACCAGGGGAGAACAAAAUUAAACCUGUCAACAAAAAAAUGAAGCCCAAACCCCCCAAAUUAAAGGAGAGAGAAUCCAGUGACACAUCCACAAAAUCCCAGUCCAUAAUGGUCCAAGUGAUGGAUAAAGGUCGCUUCCAGAAACCUGCUGCCACGUUGAGUCUGCCCACACUGCAGAACAUAGAACUACGAUGUAAAGGGAAUAAAAUUGGGUGGAGUUAUCCUUCAUACCUAGACACCUUUAAAGACUCCAGACUCAGCAUUAAGCAGCUUGACAGAUACGGUCAGCUGAUCCUUGAAAAUUCUACAGCAGCAGAUACUGGUGAAUAUAGCUGCUGGCAUCUUUUGUGUAAUGGUGAUAGCUGCAAGAAGGAUGAGUCUAAAACUGGCUCAACGUACAUCUUUUUCACAGAUAAAGGGGAGCUCUUUGUGCCUACUUCCAGUUAUUUCGAGAUUGUCUACCUGAACCCAGAUAAACCAGCAGUAAUCCCUUGCAGAGUGACCAUCCCAUCAGCAAAAGUAACUCUGCACAGAGAGUUUCCAGCAGAAGAAAUCAAAACAGAUGGAUCUAGUAUUAUAUAUGAUGCAAAGAAGGGCUUUAUCUAUAAACACCCCACCUCGGACCACAAAGGGGUAGUUUACUGUAAAGCAGAAUCACGGGGAGCAUCUCAGAUUUCCAUCAAGUAUCAACUACUGUAUGUGGAAGUUCCUAGUGGUCCACCAUCAACAACAAUUGUGGCAUCAUCCAACAAAGCAGGAGGUGGUGACAAUGUUAAUGUUCUCUGCAUAGUCCUUGGGGAACCAGACGUAGAAGUAGAAUUCAUUUGGAAGUACCCAGGGGAAGAGUAUGAAAGGCCUGUGAUUAUCCAAGAUUCUUGGCGGCUGAUCAACAGAGGAAUUGGGCAUACCACAAGAAUCUCCAAGAGUGUUAUUUCUAUUGACGAUUUCGAAACCAUUGAUGCUGGCAACUAUAUUUGUACAGCUCAGAACCUACAAGGACAAACCACAGUAGCCGCCCAUGUUGAACUGACCUGAUAUGUGAAGCCUGUGGACACAGAAUGAACAAACAGUAUGUUGUUGCACACAUUGACGCUUUCGUUUCUUUUUAUUAAUUCUGAGGUGGAGGUUUCUGUUUAAUCUCUCUCCUCAUAUUCACACAUUCUACUUUCAUUAUAGAGCAGUGAUCCAGAACAGAGAUCCUAAUGCUUAGCAAUAUUCGAGACAGCUGGGUGGAUAUCCACUUUUUUUUUUUACUUUUUGUAACCUCAAUAUGCAUGUGGCUCGCAAGUGCUCCUAAUACAACGAUAAAUCUUUAGCAGGGUACUACAAAUAAUAUCUUGUAAAAAUGUUAAUUGUGCUUUAUUUUCAUGAAUGCUAAGAGGAAGAUAUAUAACAACUUCAGGUGGACCCACCACCAUAUAUAUAUUUUCUUCUUUGCCAUGGUGGUAACUUUAACAUAUUGUAUAUGUAAAAAACAUUAUUUAGCUAUGAUUCUCUUGUUUUAGAAAAUUAGUCAACAGUGAUUACUCUUCCAUUUUGAUACUUUGAUUAAAUUUCUUUUACUGAA